This is a messenger RNA of Lingula anatina, 4869 nucleotides long. RefSeq names its product E3 ubiquitin-protein ligase CBL. Lineage: Eukaryota; Metazoa; Brachiopoda; Lingulata; Lingulida; Lingulidae. Gene Ontology annotation, cellular component: plasma membrane; membrane raft. The record is from RefSeq and is a predicted model, not a curated record. Gene Ontology annotation, biological process: negative regulation of epidermal growth factor-activated receptor activity; cell surface receptor signaling pathway. Gene Ontology annotation, molecular function: ubiquitin protein ligase activity; phosphotyrosine residue binding; receptor tyrosine kinase binding.
ACAAGGAAGCAGUCAGUGUAAAAAUGGCGACUGGAAGAGGACCAGUUACCAAGAAUUUCGGGGGCUGGAUUCAGCGUCUCCAGGGGACGAUCAUGGACGCUGUCGGCCCGACGAAGUUAUACGUGGAUAAGAAAGUAAUCGAGAAAGUCUGGAAGCUUAUGGACAAGGUAGUAAAACAAUGUCAGCACCCGAAAAUGAAUCUGAAGAACAGCCCUCCGUUCAUCCUAGACAUUCUUCCUGAUACGUAUCAACAUUUGAAGCUGAUCUAUUCCAAGUAUGAGAAUCGGAUGGAGCAGCUUAACGAUUGCGAAUACUUCAAACUCUACAUUGACAAUCUUAUGAAGAAGUGCAAACAGACACUGAAUUUAUUUAAGGACGGUAAAGAAAAGAUAUUCGACGAGAACUCUCACUACCGACGAAACUUGACCAAGUUGUCGCUAGUUUUCUCCCACAUGCUGGCAGAGCUGAAAGCUCUGUUCCCUCACGGAGUUUUCACGGGGGACACGUACAGGAUCACUAAAGGAGACGCAGCAGACUGGUGGAAGAAAGCAUUUGGAGACAGGCCGGUGGUAUCAUGGAAACUGUUCCGACAGUCUAUUAACGAGGUCCACACAAUCAAUUCUUCCCUGGAAGCUCUGGCCCUGAAGUCCACCAUUGAUUUGAGUUGUAAUGACUUUAUUUCUGUGUUUGAGUUUGAUGUUUUUGCCAGACUAUUUCAACCCUGGGGUAAUUUGCUGAGGAACUGGAACGUUCUGGCGGUGACCCACCCUGGCUACGUGGCGUUUCUGACGUAUGACGAAGUCAAAGCACGACUUCAUAAAUACAUUACCAAACCAGGAAGCUAUGUGUUUCGCCUGAGCUGUACAAGGCUAGGCCAGUGGGCAAUUGGCUAUGUUACCACAGACGGUCAGAUCCUUCAGACCAUCCCUCAGAAUAAGUCCCUGUGCCAGGCGCUACUAGAUGGACAACGUGAGGGAUUUUACCUAUAUCCCGACGGCCGGAAUAUCAAUCCUGACCUCAGUUACCUUGUAAACGACCUUGAGGAGGACCACGUGCAGGUGACGCAGGAGCAGUACGAGCUGUACUGCGAGAUGGGCUCCACGUUCCAGCUGUGUAAGAUUUGUGCCGAGAACGACAAAGAUAUUAGGAUAGAACCGUGUGGCCAUUUGCUGUGUACACCUUGUCUUAAUGCUUGGCAGGACAAGGACGGACAGAGCUGCCCUUUCUGCAGGACGGAGAUCAAAGGGACGGAGAGCGUGGUCGUGGACCCCUUUGACCCCAAAACUGUCAGCAAGCUACGAGACAAGGAGAAGAAGGGGACGGGAGGUCUGUCACCCUCUGAGCACUCGGACGAUGAUCAAAAUUCUACAUUUGAGGACCCAGGGCAAUGGUUGCUAGUCACUUUAGGAGACAAAACAGGUGGUCACGCAGCAGAACAGGAUUUGUCUCCUCAUGUCCGACGGCGAGAUCUCCCGCCUCCUGUCCCGCCCAGACGUCUGUCACCAGGCCCCUCCCCUCGCCACUCCCCCGGCUCUUCACCUAAAGCAACAAGGCGACCACCCCCUGCCCCGCUCCCUGAAGACGAAGAUGAUGUGCCUAACUAUGAGGCCCCAGUUCCCAGUCCACUGCGUAAGGAGGCUCCCCAUACAGCACCACUCACUUCACCACUGGCGCAUAAUGCAGAUGUUAAUGGCGACCCUAGCGUUCCCUAUGCAGAGCUAACCUACGACAUCCCUAUACCGCGGCACCACUCCCUAGAACACCUGGAGCCGCGGCAACAACAGCACGACGACGACAAGGCCGGCAGGAAACGGCACUCCGCAGAGGGCCCUGGUACUGCCAACCAACAUUCCAAUCAACAUAGAGACCAAGACACCAGUCACAAUACAGGUCACUUCCAUGUGCCCAGUGACUACGACCUUCCUCCCCCACCACCAACCAGGGAACAGUCAUUUAAAGGCAGCUCCUAUCAUAGUCCAACAGAAAAUCCAAUUCCUCCUGCAAGAAGAGACAAGUUAAAAGAAAGUAACAAAGAAAAUGAUGACCGCUGUGGAAGUCUUAAUGAGCAGCAUCUGGACGAACUACUUAGAGAGGGACAUGCACGCAGUGCCGCAAUACGAGCCUUACUGAUUGCAAAAAAUAACAUUGAUAUGGCAAGAGAAAUAUUGCAGCAAUUUGUCCCAAGGACAUAGCAUAUUCAUCUUGGGCUUGGCCCAUUAAUUCUGAUUGGUUUAAGUUCUUGGUUGCCAUGGGCAAAGAAACCGGUGAUUCUGAUUGGCCGGUUCUUGGUGGCCAGGAGUGAAGAAACCAGUAAUUGUGAUUGGUUAAUUCUUUGUUGCAUGGGUGAAGAGUAGAAGUUUCAUAUUGCACUGUUAGAGUCCUAUAAAAACAAAAUUAUGUCCAUCAUUGUAAACACAAGUUUUCCGUGAGUGAUGUAUGCAAAUAAUGUGGUCAGCUUCUAGUUCUUUCUAGAGUCUUCUCAAAAUGCAUCCUCUGUUGUCAGGUCAGAGAAGAUGAGGUGAAGUACCUGGUCUUGCUCAUGUAUUCAAUAGACACCUUCCAUUGCUGUCACCCGUAGUUCCUUCAGUGACGUAAAGAAAAAACAAUUGGAGAUCAGAAAGGGCAAAACACUGCCAUUUAUAAUGAUUUUGUAUGGAGGGACAAUAUUUUGGUUUGUUUAUGUAUUUAAUUAUUGUAAGUGCAAGGAAAUGGGCCCAUUUAUACCUAUCAAGGCAAGCUCUACAAGGCACCCCUUAUAUUGCACAAUGGGCCCUCCCAUGUGAGUGCAUCAGAGGAGUUCACUAAACAUCUAAGGGGUGUAGGGAUAUUGCAAUGUCCGUGUGUGUGUGUCUGUGUAUAAACACAUGGUGUACUUCCAUUUUAAACUGACUGGAUCAGUUGUAGUUGUAGUUUUAAUGGCAUUGAAUAGUAAGUGCAAUGUCACAGGAAACCCAUAUUGAUCAUGAUAUAUAAAUACACUGAUAUAAUCCCAUCAUAUGUGUAAUAAGAUAUAUAUUUAAUGUGUAAUAUAAAUAAGAAAUUCCAUGAUUGAUUCUAUAGCACCAAUGUAAAUGAAGAAAUGAUAAGGUGUUUUUAAUAUGCGAUUUUACUUUGCCUAAAAUGGUUUGUAUUAAAUGAACCAGUUUUAAUGUGAAAAGGUCAACAACAGAUAAUGUGACUAACAAUCACAGUCAAAAUCUGAUGUGACUGUAAAAAAAGUAGCCAUUAUGUAUAUCUUUCCUCUACAAGGAGCUGAGGUGACAGUUUUAAUAAGUAAUCAUGUGGUCAGAGGUGAAAAAAAAACAUGGAUAGAUACAGUAAGAUACUGGUUAAUAUGCUGCUCUUUGCAGUCUUAUGGUAAUUUUUUUCAGUUUUUCCCUUUCUUCUCGAUAAGAAGAUAUGUGAUACAGUAAUAUUAUAAUGUUAUAAAAAUCUUCAGCUGAUCAUUUGUCCCGAGGAAUAAAUUGCACAGCUGGCAAUGUUGCAUAUUUGGUACGACUCUCUGAUCAGCCUUCCUUGAAUGAUUAGAAAGACAGAUUUAAUCAUUAUGAUGUUGACUACGAACAACUUGAGAGUACAUAUGAAUAGUGCUACAAACACCCAUGGUUUAAUUGUUGAAAAAAAUGAAAUUAAAAAAUAAUUUGAAAAACGGCAAAGUCAAUGCUCACUAUUACAUGUUGCGUUCAGUAAUGUAAGAAAUAGGUACCAUAUUCCUUAUGCCAGCUCAAAAUCAUGUAGAUAUGAAAAUAAGGUGAUUCCUGCAAAUAUUUUAGCUGCAAAAUGCUUGAUUUUAUACCGCAAAUUCACCUGGAUAAAUGUUUCCCUCAAAUUUUGCUUGACAUUUUCAAUUCUACACUACAUAUUUGUGGCAAUAUGGGAUUUGUACUUUAUCGUUUUGUUUUAAAAGCAACAUACUUGUUAAAGUAGAUAAGAAGUCAUAAUAUGAGCAAAGGUGUUUAUUUUUGUAAUAUAAUACAGUUACACAGUAUUGGCAUGAGAUAAACUAUUAUUAUAUAUUGAGGCAACUCUUGAAAAGGUACAGCAUUUGCUUGACCAUAGCAGUCCUUCAAAGAUAAUUUCAGAGGAAAUACACCAAGUAAAAUUAGAUAUGCGUUAAAAGAAUCAGGAUCCAUUCUGUAUAUUUAUUUGUGCAUUUUCUUUUCUAACUGUAUUUAGUUGUGUUAGUUGUAAGCAUAUAUUAAUCAGUCAUGCCCCGUGUUGUUCUCUUAUACUUGCCAUAUUAAACAGUAUCUGUUAACUACAUAGAUCAAAAUGAUCAUAGGUAAAAGAUUUUGUGAAAUUUAAUAUUUCUGUAAAAUUGUUUCCCCUUAUCCCCAACCUUGUUGCCUUACCUUGUCAGAUUUUUGUUUUAACCUUCUUUGAAUGUAAAAACAAGAUUGGAAACCAAAAGGUGGAAGAUGUAGGUCGGUCACUUUAAUUAUCUAUGCUAAAGUGGUGCAUUGACUGUGGUUACAUAGUUAUUGUUUUCUAUUUAGUAAAAUUGAUAUGUAAGUUAUAAUUUAAUUUUCAAUCGCUACAUGCACAAUUGGGAAAAGCUUUUGUUUUGUUUCAAGUUUAGUCUGGCAGAGAAAGAAGUGCUUUAGCCAAAGACUUGAACAUCCCCAGCAAGUGGCUCUAUCAAAUGAUAAGACACACACCUGAUUUUACUAUAUAACUAGUUAAUAUUCAUUUAGUGAAAUAAUCUCAAAUGUUAGAUGUUACCAAUUUUAUUGCAGAAACCUACUCAAAUCAAAACAGACCAGUUCAUUCAACGUAUUCUUUCUUUAUUGUACAAUUUAUGUUCCCAGUGUUUUGUACUGUAUUUGUUACCUGGAGAAAGCAUUAAAACAUCAUGUAUUAACUCUUUAA